Molecule: messenger RNA, 1878 nt
Organism: Nymphaea colorata (pocket water lily)
Lineage: Eukaryota; Viridiplantae; Streptophyta; Magnoliopsida; Nymphaeales; Nymphaeaceae
Product: cleavage stimulating factor 64
Exons: 9
Coding region: 251-1459 (402 amino acids)
Biological process (GO): mRNA 3'-end processing
Source: RefSeq, a predicted model, not a curated record
UCUCUCUCUCUCUCUCUCUCGCCGUCGAGAUUGAGGGCCCGUGGCCUGCGAAGCCCUUCACCGGCAGAUAUCUACCACCGCCACGCCGGAGAUCCGCCGCCAUCGACCGUAACCCCCAGCGUCGCUCACUCAGGAUGCCUCUAUGGAUUUGGAGUUCCCUGAAAUUUGAAGAAGCCGAUAGAGCAUAUAUCUUCUAUUUCCUUCUAUUUUCCCUGAAUGUAUUUUAAUCACCUAAACAAGUGUCGUAACAAUGGCUGCCAAUGUGGGGGUGAACUUCUCUGCUUCUCAGAAACAAAAUGCUGGUGAUAGUUUUACAGCUCAUCUUGCAGGCAUGUCAAAGAACCAGCUUUAUGAUGUUAUGUCUCAAAUGAAGAGUCUGAUUGAGCAGAAUCCUUCUCAAGCCCGGCAAAUUUUGGUUGCAAAUCCUUCAUUGACAAAGGCUUUAUUUCAGGCCCAGAUCAUGCUUGGUAUGGUCCAACCUCCACAAGUGAUGCCAAAUAUCCCGCAGGCAGCAUCUCAGCAACCACAACAAUCUUCAUCACUUGGACUACAGUCAAGUGCACAAGCCAGGCCCUCCAUUUCUGCUAACGCUGCAGUACAGGGGCAAUCCAGCACAUCUCAGCCACAGGUUCAGAAUAGACAGCAACCUUCAGUGCAAUCAUCUGUUCCAAUGUCAUCAUCUUUGUUGACCCCUCCAAUCCAGCCAGUACAGGCAGCUCAACAUGCUCAGACCAACUUAAAUGUCCAGACAAGCUCAAUUUCUCUUCCACAGCCCUCACAGGUUUCUAAUGUGCCUAUUUUAUCACAUCAUGCUGCCUCACAGUCAACUGUUCUUCAACCUCAAGUUCUCUCUAGCCAGCUACAGCCACCAAUGUUGAAUCCAGGUGCUCUACACCAACCACCCCUGCCACAACAACCAAGGCCAUCCAUGCAGCCAUUUCCUCACCAGCUGCAGCCUCCUAUGCCUCCAACUUAUGGUUUUCAAUCCUCAAAUGCACCUCAGCAGCUUUCACAACCCUUAUAUCAGGCAGGUAUCGGCGCUCCAAGUAGCCUGGGGAAUUCAUUCCCACAAGGACCACCCACUUUGCCAGGUCAACCACCCCUUAUGAAGCCACAUCAGGUAGGUUCACAUAUCACCGGUGAUCUAGGGAGUCAAAAUACUAGCUCAAUGCAAAUCGAGAGAGGAUCUGGAGUUCCUUGGAUGUCUGCUGCUCCUGAGAGUUCCAUAAGUGGUGUUCAGCUGCCAGGCGCACCAGCAACAGUGGCAGGUCAGAUGGGCGCAAUUGGCCAAGCUGCUCGUCCUUCACAGUUAUCUCCUGAGAUUGAAAAGGCGUUACUUCAGCAAGUGAUGAGCCUCACGCCAGAACAGAUCAAUCUUCUUCCACCAGAGCAGAGACAACAAGUACUUCAGCUGCAGCAGAUGCUGCGGUUGCAAGAUAUCAGCACUACAUCUGUUUGACGUGAAAAUGAGCUCGUAGUGUUCAUACAAGACCUCAACUGCAUUUUCAAGCCACCAUAUUGUCUGAAAGCUUUUUUUUCUUUAUUAUUGCUUUCUGCAAGGUGUGCUCAUGAUCCCUUUCUUGAUAAAUGACAGUUGAAGCAUAUUGGUAGUUUAUGUAGGGUGACAUACUGACAUCAUAUUCAGUUCUGCUUGUCAGAUGGUCGUAGAGAAAAGAAAUAUUGGCCCAACCAAAUAUAUGUUCACUUUCUGUUAUGGAGGAAAUUAUGCUCUUCGCAAUGUGUAUUUUCUGGGGGAUUGGAGGACAGAUUCAGCAUUGGGGCUUGCAAAUGGUUUUUCCUUUUUUUUUUCAGUAGGUCGUUUGGAAACAGUUUGGUUGCAACGGCAUUCUUAAGAAGAUAUCUGACCUUUAGUUUCAA